AUGACGCGAACCGGCCCUACAGAUAAUCCCAUAUGGGAGACCAAGGGCAUUGCCCCCGAUGACGGCAGAAUUGACUCGGUCGCUUGUCAGGAUGCAAGGCCAAAGGGGCGCAUUCGUCGGUCAAUGACUGCCUGUAAUACCUGUCGGAAGCUCAAGACCCGCUGCGAUGUGGAUCCUCGUGGGCAUGCUUGUCGGCGGUGCUUAUCUCUGAGGCUUGAAUGUGAGCUCCCUGAGACAACGGAGAGGUUCCAGGACAAUGCAUCCACCUGGUCCGAUGCUACGGCCGCCAUCCCCUCGAUCGAAGAACGACUGGUUUCUCUCGAACGCGGUAUGGGUGAGAUGAUUCAUCUCAUGCGCCAGAUGGUCAACCGCUCCCCCAGCAUGUCCUGCAGCCCAACCUCCCAGCCAAGAAGCAACAGCGUAGACGGAUCGGGUUCAGAGAGCAUGUCUGGAUCUUUUUAUCCACUCAAGCCUGCGCAGCUCAUCCGGGAUCUACAGGCAGAGUGCUUCGGAGAGAGAGACCACUCUGCCGAGGCCGAUAUCCUCGGAGACAUCGUCACCCAGGGCAUCGUAGAUGCCAAGCUCUCCCAUAAAAUGAUUGAACUCUUCGUGGAAUAUUUCGGCCAUUGGGUCUCGAUAAAUCAUGCAUCCAGCAUUCAACGCUCAAAUACACUCUUAUUCAACACCGCAUGUCUAAUGGCUGCUCGCUAUUUGCCCGGACUCCCCCAGCACACCGUCCGCGAUAUCGCUCUCCACGUACAGCACGCCGUAGCCAAGAUGCUGUGGAAGCCUUCGCCAAUGACGGGCGAUAUGCUGCAAGCGCUGACAUUACUUUGUCUAUACUCAACCUCCAUCCACAAAGAUGGUUUGAUGGAUGACUGGUUGCUGAGCGGGAUCUCAAUCAACCAUGCUCUCGCCUCAUUCAGCUUCCUCAAUACCCGGCCUGGAGAUAAUCCCAACCCGGAUGAGGUACUCGCUCAAUUGCGUCUGUGGAAUACUCUCUGCGCAACCCAACUACACUCCGCCCUCGCAAACGGCCGCACAGUCAACAUCCAGCCCCAAUACCUCGACCAAUGCCCCCGAAUCCUCGAACACGCCGCCGCGACCGCCGAAGACGGCCGAAUCGUCGCAGAAAUCCAACUCUAUCGCAUCGCCCUCAAACUCCAAAACAGCCAGCACCGCCUCCAAUUCGCAGAACCCGAAUACGAAGAAAUCGAGCGGUGGAAGAUGGAAUGGGCCCAUCUUCUCACCUCAGACUCAACCCUCGACCUAAACCUCUGGUUCUGCCAACUCCUCCUUCACCGCACCGCAACCCGCUACACCCCAGACACAGACCGUCUCCUCCCCGAAAUCUGCAACACAUCCCGCCUAAUCAUCUCCAAAUUCCUCCAAACCCGCUUUUCCUCCGCCCCAGCCCUGAUAGACCACGUCUACUUCAUCGUCGGCUACGCAGCCCUAACACUAUGCGACUACAACAUCCCCGAUCCUCUCAUCACGCAGGUCCGCGGUUUCCUGCUGCAUCUUGCGCCGGGAGGCGAUAACCUUCCUUAUCAAAUUGCUUGUAUUGUUGGCGAGGUGCAGAGACGCUAUUCCGAGAGUGCGGGGAGUAGUCCUGUGGACACCAAGGGGCAGGGGCAUGGCUUUGGGGGGCGGAUGCAGAUUGCGGGGAUUAUGCCGCCGGCGGAGGUUUUGGAUUCGUUGGUUGAGGGGUAUGAGUGUCUGGAGCAGUUGAUGCCGGGUUAUGCGCAGGGCUUUGGUGAAGGGGAGUUGUUUUCGGGUGUUGUUGGUGUUACUGGGGGUGCUAUGCCUGUUGGGCUUGUGCCAAGGGCUUUGCAUGAUUGGUAA
Messenger RNA from Penicillium bovifimosum, 1845 nucleotides. RefSeq names its product transcriptional regulator family TF. The record is from RefSeq and is a predicted model, not a curated record. Gene Ontology annotation, cellular component: nucleus. Lineage: Eukaryota; Fungi; Ascomycota; Eurotiomycetes; Eurotiales; Aspergillaceae. The coding region runs from base 1 to 1845 and encodes 614 amino acids. Gene Ontology annotation, biological process: regulation of DNA-templated transcription. Gene Ontology annotation, molecular function: DNA-binding transcription factor activity, RNA polymerase II-specific; transcription cis-regulatory region binding; zinc ion binding. The transcript is spliced from 5 exons.